GCCUGCGGUGUUGCGAUAAAGAAGCGGCUGCCCAGACGAUCCACCCAACGACUUGACGUUGGUAUAAGUGCUCCCACCGCUUUUCCUGUUACAGCGACAGCGACUCGUGUCCAGAUCGCAGCGCGUCUCUGUCUGCUCCGAACCCCUCCACGACCCUCCACGACCGCUCUUGGGCAUCAUGGCUCAACUCGACACGCUCGAUAUCGUCGUGCUGGCAGCACUGCUGCUCGGCACAGUCGCCUACUUUACAAAAGGCACCUACUGGGGCGUAACCGCCGACCCAUAUGGAAGUUCGCUCGCGGGCGCCAACGGCGCUGCAAAGGCGGGCAAGUCACGCAGUAUAAUCGAGAAGAUGGACGAGUCGAAUAAGAACUGUGUCGUCUUCUAUGGAAGUCAGACUGGCACUGCCGAGGACUACGCAUCGCGUAUCUCCAAGGAGGGGCAUUCACGCUUCGGUCUCAAGACCAUGGUUGCAGAUCUGGAGGACUACGACUUCGAAAACCUGGACACCUUCCCCGACGACAAGCUCGCUGUCUUCGUCCUUGCCACCUACGGUGAGGGUGAGCCUACAGACAACGCUGUCGAGUUCUACGAGUUCAUUGGAUCUGAGGACAUCAACUUCAGCGAAGGCGGCGGUGCUGACGACAAGCCUCUGGCCAACCUGAAGUACGUCACAUUCGGUCUCGGAAACAACACAUAUGAACACUACAACUCCAUGGUCCGCAAUGUUGACAAGGCACUUACCAAGCUUGGCGCGACACGGCUCGGCACUGCUGGCGAGGGUGACGAUGGUGCUGGCACUAUGGAAGAGGACUUCCUCGCCUGGAAGGAGCCCAUGUGGGCUGCUGUCGCCGAGACAAUGGGUCUCGAGGAGCGCGAAGCAGCGUACGAGCCUGUCUUCGAGGUAACUGAGAGGGACGACCUUACACCUGAAGAUGACACAGUCUAUCUCGGCGAGCCCAACAAGAACCACCUCGAAGGCACGCAGAAAGGUCCCUUCAACGCCAACAACCCCUUCAUCGCCCCCAUCGUCGAGUCGUCCGAGAUUUUCACUGCCAAAGACCGAAACUGUCUCCACAUGGAGAUCAGCAUCGCCGGAUCCAACCUAUCGUACACCACUGGUGACCACAUCGCAAUAUGGCCCAACAACGCUGGCAAGGAAGUCGACCGUAUCUUCAAGGUCCUCGGAAAGGAACACAAGCGUCAUACCGUCAUUACAGUCAAGGGCCUCGAUCCCACAGCAAAGGUCCCAUUCCCGUCCCCCACCACCUUCGAUGCAGCCAUCCGCUUCCACAUUGAGAUUGGUGCUGCCGUCUCUCGUCAGCUUGUCGCCGGUCUCGCUCAAUUUGCUCCCAACGAUGACAUCAAGGCUGAGAUGGUAAAGCUUGGUAGCGACAAGGAUUAUUUCAAACAAAAAGUCACCAGUCGCAACCUCAAUUUGGCACAGCUGCUUGAAAUUGAAGGACAGGGCCAGACCUGGACCAAGAUUCCCUUUUCGUUCCUCAUCGAAGGUCUUGUCAAGAUCCAACCUCGUUACUACUCGAUCUCAUCCUCCUCGUUGGUGCAGAAGGACAAGAUCUCAAUCACCGCUGUCGUUGAGUCAAUUGAGAAGGCCGACGCGCCGCACGUCCUCAAGGGUGUUACCACAAACUAUCUCCUGGCUCUCAAGCAGAAGCAGCAUGGUGAUCCAUCGCCCGAUCCGCACGGCCUGAACUACUCGAUUACUGGUCCCCGCAACAAGUACGAUGGCAUCCACGUACCCGUUCACGUCCGUCACUCGAACUUCAAACUCCCGUCAGACCCGUCGAAGCCCGUCAUAAUGGUUGGCCCUGGUACUGGUGUUGCCCCUUUCCGUGGCUUUGUCCAGGAACGGGCUGCUCAGGCCAAGGCUGGCCAACCUGUUGGCAAGACCAUAUUGUUCUUUGGCUGCAGAAAUAAGGCAGAGGACUUCUUGUAUGAGAAGGAAUGGGAGCAAUAUAAGGAAGUACUCGGCGAUAACUUCAUUCUCCACACCGCGUUCUCACGAGACGGCCCCAAGAAGGUCUAUGUCCAGCAUCAGAUGGAAGAGCAUGGUGAGGAGGUCAACAAGCUACUAGAACAGAAGGCCUACUUCUAUGUCUGUGGCGAUGCCGCACACAUGGCUCGCGAGGUCAACACACUACUCGGCAAGAUAAUUUCCAAGUAUAGGGACGUGUCCCUGACGAAGGGCGAGGAGAUCGUGAAGGCCAUGAGGGCAUCGAACCAGUACCAAGAGGAUGUCUGGUCAUGAUAGACUUUUGGUAUAUAGCAAAGCAUUUGAGAGUUGGGCUGGGGAGCGAAAGGCGUUUAGUGAUGCAUGUUACCGCGCAAUUGCGCAGGUGCGGUCAGACAGGG
Molecule: messenger RNA, 2373 nt
Organism: Boeremia exigua
Lineage: Eukaryota; Fungi; Ascomycota; Dothideomycetes; Pleosporales; Didymellaceae
Product: NADPH-cytochrome P450 reductase
Exons: 2
Coding region: 179-2269 (696 amino acids)
Cellular component (GO): cytosol
Molecular function (GO): FMN binding; flavin adenine dinucleotide binding; NADPH-hemoprotein reductase activity
Source: RefSeq, a predicted model, not a curated record